AUGAUAUCAUUCAAAUCUUUAGGUAUAAAGAAACAGUAGACCAUUGAAGUAGCCAACAAUAGUUAAAAUAUUCAAUAACAAAAUUACAUGAAGAGCAUUAGCUCUCCGACUUAAAGCACUUCGAAUGCUCUUCUGAAGAAAAAAAUACAAGCUUAACCUUAGGGUUAUGGGAUGUCUUAUAAUCCUUCUCUUCUUUUUGAGUAGUUUUCUCAUAGCAAAAAUAUUAACUAAUCUCCUGCUUCUGCUAAACAGUCUCCGCAGUAGCAUAUGGGAGUUCCUUUAUCCUACUUAGCUUCUUAGGAUAAAUAAGUAGGAAUAACUGCAUAGUCUUACUAGUAGCAAUAAGCUUCUUUGCAGCAAAGUGAAGAAAAAAGGUCAAAAUCUAGCGGGUUACAGCAAAAACCUUCUUUAAAAAAAAGCAAAACACCUCAGUUAACACCUUAAAUAGCAGCUAUAUAGUUCGAUGAAACAUAGAGAAAUAAGUCUCAAUCUCAUUAAGCAGAAUAAAUAAAUUCGAACUAAAUGUAGCACUAACAGGAAUAGCUAUAAUUGAACUAGUCACAAAAUUAAUAUCAAACCCAGCAAUAAGGGUCUCAAUAAGUAGGCUAAGUAAGCAAUAAUAACUACCUUUAGCAGCCUCAAAGCAAAAAUGCAAUCAAGAUAAACUUAUACAGCUCAAAUUAACUUAACCCUUAGAAUACAAUUACAAAGAACACCUCUUUAAAUUUGUUUCAUAGAAAAUCGAAUUCAACUUAACUAAAUAAAAACUUUAUAGAACAAAAUUGUAAUUAAAACACUUAUCUAAGUGAUUCGAUAGCUGGAAAUACAAGCAAUUUGCAUAACAGUGCAAUAUUAAAUAAUCUUAAUAGUGCUCAUUAAAGCAGUAUUAAUAAUGGUGGAAUAAAUAAUUAAAGUAAUUCAACUAAAACCAAAUUGAAAAUAACUAAUUACUAAGCUUUGCAACUAGUCAACAAUAAUCAAAUAGACUCUACUAGAAAUAGCGCUAAUUCAAAUUUGAACUAAAGCACAGUAAAUUUAUUUAAUGGAAAUCAAUACAGAUCUUCUAAAAAUGGAUUUUUGGGCUCAGAAUAAAAUUCAGAUCUACAAACCCCAAAAACUAUGCAGAAAUUCUUUGGAUAAAAUUAAAGCGGAAACACAUAAAAUAACAAUGAAAAUUAAGAUUUUUCUGCUCAAAAUGUGACCUAGAAACCUGAAAAAUUCCCAAAUUUAAAUAUUGCUAAUAAGCCUGGACACCAUCGAGCCAAUUCAGAUAAAAUUUAUAAAUAGAUUCAUCAAACAUUUAAAAGCUAAUCAUAAAGAGUUAGCAAAGACAGUGAUUCUCUAAAUAUCAAUCAUUAAAGUAAUGCGUUUAAUUUAGAAAAUAAAAGGCUGUCUGAAGGAGGAGAAGGCGGCUUAAUUGAUAAUAGAACAAAAGAUAUAUCAAAUCAUUUGAAAUAAAGUUAUCUAUAAUAGUAUCAACAACAACUAUAAUAGCAAUAAAAUCAAUUUUAAUCUUAGCAGCAAUCACAUUAGCUUAAUUAGUAAAGCAACCCAUAAUAUUAAAACUAAAACUAAAAUAAUUCUCAAGUUGCUGAUACCUCAUCUAUACAGUAUUUAUAAAGAUAAAUUGCUAAUAAUAGCUAAAUACUUUAUAGCACAAUGAGUAACUAGAAAGGUAAUGAAACUAACGAUUUAGAUGAGGCAGCUACGACUACAGCUAAUAGCCACACAAAUGGCUCUCCUCUGAACAAAAACUCUAUUAACACUUUUGCCUCAAAAAUAGGGUUUAAAGAAGGUUAGGAUAUAUAUAAUACUGAUAAUCCUAUUAAUAGUAAUAUUAAUAACAGCCACAAUAAUAAUAAUUCUAAUACUAACAAUAAUAGUAAUAUCAAUAGCAAUAAUAGCAAUGGAUUGUAUUUUCAAACUUCAUACCCCAAAUAAAAUUCAUUUCGCAAUUCAAAUAAAGGCCUUUCUCUUGACUCUGGUAGCCUUCCUCAGUCUAAAUUAGAAUUCUUAAAAUCAUCUUAAAUGAAUUAACAGCAAUAGCAACAACAGUAUUAAAAUUAAAAUGGAGUAUCUUCUUCAUAGUAAGCUUAAAGUAGUAAUGGAACUCAAAGCUUAAAUAGUCCCUCUUAGUAAAGUUCAAGUUAUGCAAAUUAGCUACAUGUAAAACUUGGCCAAAAUGGAUAAUUACACCUAUACUCAAACAAAACGAAGAAAUCUUUAUCUACUGCAGGUAUCAAUAAUACAAUAUAAAGCACAAACUCUACUCUUGAAACUUUGAGAAAACAGCUAACAAAUACAUAGUCUCCUAUUGUUUAGCAAGCAAUGGCAUCAAGUAAUCUGCUUUAGCAUCUUUAAAGUAGCCAAGUUCAAUCUAUAAAAUAGAGGUAAUCUUCUCCUUCCUCAAAACCGAAUCUAAAUAACCAGUAAGAAGUCUAAUAAAUAUAGGCAUAACAAAGUGAAGCCAAUAUUAACAGUUUUAAAAAAACCAAAGAGAAUUUUAAUUCUCAGUAAGGUCUUUUUGGAUUAUCGUAAUCUUAACACAUUCCAUUAGGUCAUAAAAAGAAUGCACUUUCUCUAGGUAGUUAUUAACCCAACUCACUUUAUAAUUCUUCAGUGCAUGCUAGCUAAUAUUUGUAGCAAAACUAGACCCCUUAAAAAUCACUGAAUAAUUCUGUGUUUUAGAACAACUAACAUGAAAUUGUUUCAAAUUUUUUUGUUAAAAGUAAACCAGGAUCCCUUCCAAAUAAACCUAUUAAAACAAACUAAGAUUCAUAUAUAGUAUUUCCUUUAUUUUGUAACAGUAAAUAGAAGUUUAUAUUUUCUGUUUGUGAUGGUCACGGCACAAAUGGUCAUUUGGUCAGUUAGUUCAUUAAGAAGAAAUUGCCAAUACACAUAGAGACUAUGCUGAAAUUAAGAAACAAUGAUUUUGAGUAUUAAUCUGUUAAACAAGCAAUUACUUAGGCUUAUCUUAAUACUGCUUAAGAUCUGUAAGAAAGCAACAUUGAUACUCAGUUUUCAGGAAGCACAAGUGUUCUCCUUUAUUUAAAUUAAAAUAGAAUUUGGUGUGCAAAUUUAGGAGAUUCGAGAGCUAUAUGCGCUAAAACAAAUAAAUCUGAAUGGAAUGCAGUCAGUCUUUCAAUAGACUAAAAACCUGAUAACGAAAAGGAAAAAUAAAGAAUUCUAUCCAAGGGAGGAAGAGUUGAACCUUACAGAGAUUAUUGUGGAAAUCCUCUUGGUCCAUGCAGAGUCUGGCUUAAAUCAGAAAACAUGCCUGGACUUGCAAUGGCACGUUCCUUCGGAGAUUAAAUAGCUCAAUCAGUUGGAGUUAUCAGUGAACCAGAAGUAAGCAGCUACGAAAUAACAGACGAUGAUAAAUUUUUAGUCAUAGCUUCAGAUGGAGUUUGGGAGUUCUUAUCUAAUGAAAAAGUUGUUAGUUUAGUAACUCCUUAUUAUCUCAAAAAUGAUCCUGAGGGAGCAUGUGAUAAACUUAUAAAAGAAAGCACAGCAAUGUGGAAAAAAGAGGAUGAUGUUGUGGAUGACAUAACUGCUAUUGUAGUUUUUUUAAAUAAACCAUCUAAUGAUAGCAACAAAUCCAACAUGCAAGAUUCAAUAUUUGCUAGCUCUUUAAAAAGAUCUUAGAUGAUGAACGAUCACUCUUGA
Tetrahymena thermophila SB210 is the source of this 3666-nucleotide messenger RNA. Its product is annotated as protein phosphatase 2c. The record is from RefSeq and is a predicted model, not a curated record. The transcript has 6 exons. Gene Ontology annotation, molecular function: protein serine/threonine phosphatase activity. NCBI's taxonomy places the organism in Eukaryota, Ciliophora, Oligohymenophorea, Hymenostomatida, Tetrahymenidae. Gene Ontology annotation, biological process: protein dephosphorylation.